CAAAACACAUAAACAAAAAGAAUACUACAACCGAACCCCAUUCGAAAAGAAAAGAAGAAAAUGGUGAAGAAGAGCCUUCAUUUACACACCACUCACAAAACCAUCUUAGCUCUGAGAGUUUCAUUACUUCUCUUCCUUCUCUCUUCACUCAGCAGCCAUGGCCACGCCAUCAAAGCUCACAUCUUCAUCUACGCAGGCUGCUCCGAAGAGAAGUACCAACCAGGCUCACCAUUUGAGGGAAACCUCAACUCCUUACUUUCCUCAGUCGUUAGCUCAUCCUCUCAAGCCUUGUACAAUAGCUUUUCCGUAGGGAAUGGAAGCUCGAUACCACCAGAGGCUGCCACUUAUGGAUUGUUCCAGUGCAGGGGUGAUUUGAAGAUCCUUGAUUGCUCCAAAUGCGUAGAGAGUGCAGUUAGCCAAAUAGGCUUGGUUUGUCCAUAUUCCUAUGGAGCUUCUUUGCAGCUAGAAGGUUGUUAUGUUAGAUACGAGCAUAAUGACUUCUUGGGGAAAGUUGAUGCCGGUGUUAGGUACAAGAAGUGUAGCAAAAGUGUGAACAAUGAUGUCGAGUUCUUUAGGCGAAGAGAUGAUGUUCUGGCCGACUUGGAGAGUGCCAUUAGUUUUAGAGUUAGUAGUUCCGGUUUGGUUGAGGGCUUUGCUCAGUGUUUUGGAGAUUUGAACCCAACUGACUGCUCUUCUUGUCUGGCUGAGGCUGUUGGAAAGUUAAAAACCUUGUGUGGUUCGGCUGCAGCAGCUGAUGUGUUCUUGGGACAAUGCUAUGCUCGUUACUGGGCUUCUGGCUACUACGAGCUAUCCAAAGACUCCACUAGUGAAGAUGAAGUGGGAAAAACAGUAGCCAUUAUAGUUGGUGUACUUGCAGGCUUAGCAGUUCUGAUUGUCCUCCUCUCAAUUUGUCGGAAAACAAUGAGUUAAGGAAAGAGACUAGAGAGGUCUGAGGGAGUCUUUCAAAUGAUAUGAAUUGAAGAUUGGAUUGGAGAGAGUAAUGAUUUUGAAGGAUCACAUUUUGUUGGUUUUUAUAUUCUUGUGACAACUUUGUCUUCAAUUUCUUUUGUUUAAUUUAAUUAAUACCAUAUAAUAAUAUGGUAUAGUUUUCCACAAAAGAAGAAGGUGGGUGUUAUCUUGUGGUAUAAAGUAACAUUCUAAUCUCCAUCAACUUUAAAAAGAGCUGCUGAUUCUCUUCCCUCU
Molecule: messenger RNA, 1203 nt
Organism: Humulus lupulus (European hop)
Lineage: Eukaryota; Viridiplantae; Streptophyta; Magnoliopsida; Rosales; Cannabaceae
Product: plasmodesmata-located protein 8
Exons: 3
Coding region: 61-930 (289 amino acids)
Cellular component (GO): plasmodesma
Source: RefSeq, a predicted model, not a curated record